AUGAACGACACGGUCAAAGAUUCACAAUGCACACGAUUCUUCAAAGACAUGGACCCGGCGUACACUAACUUUGUAUCUCCGUUUCAAAAGUUUGAACACCCAUUCAUUCGCAUUGUGAUGGCGCUUCAGGGCUCACAGAGUGGGGUUAUAUCGCAUAUUCUUCCACCAAACGAGCGAAGUGACUAUACAACAUAUGACAUGGUGUGCCGAGGCCUCACACACGACACGUAUAAAAUCAUCGACAGGGAAGACGAGAAAGACUGGAAAAGAUGCCUGCAGAUUUUAGGCGGGUACAGAGAGUAUCUCAAGCGUCCGGAUGGAACGGAUAUGAGCCCUGAAGAACAGAUAGCGGUCGCUUCGAUGGUCCCCGGUCUUUUCUCUGCAGAAGAAUUUCCUUAUACUUGGCUUGAUGGAAAAGAAAAAGAUGAUAAAGCCCAACUCAUUCUGAGUCUAGAGCUCAUCUCGUCUUUAUGGAAGCUUGACCGAGUCAAAGAUAAUGCCAUGGUCGGCAGCACUAUUUUAAGUGGCAUCAAUACCGGUCACUCCUAUCUUUGCAUUCGACAGUUUGCAUUGGCAUCAAUUGGGCUACAGACCUCACCAGCUGGUAUUCGUCGCGUUCACCACUGUCUGGUAUGGGACGACAAUGGUACUGACAUCCCUGCUCUCCCUUUAUGUUCGAACCUUGUGGUCCUAUCUAGUGUACUUGAUAGACACACUGACACAUACCUCUCCGGGCACCGGUUCCAGUCACGUGCUAUCGAUCUCUGCAGAUUAGAAAAUCUACCAAAUAUAUUCGGUGCUAUUAGAUAUCAAGGCUGGUCCUAA
Acaulospora colombiana is the source of this 825-nucleotide messenger RNA. The record is from the annotation of a GenBank genome assembly. NCBI's taxonomy places the organism in Eukaryota, Fungi, Glomeromycota, Glomeromycetes, Diversisporales, Acaulosporaceae.